Molecule: messenger RNA, 1730 nt
Organism: Cannabis sativa
Lineage: Eukaryota; Viridiplantae; Streptophyta; Magnoliopsida; Rosales; Cannabaceae
Product: serine carboxypeptidase-like 51
Exons: 13
Coding region: 164-1540 (458 amino acids)
Biological process (GO): proteolysis
Molecular function (GO): serine-type carboxypeptidase activity
Source: RefSeq, a predicted model, not a curated record
GUACUGUAUUACUAUAAAGAGAAGUUUUUAUCCUUUUGGGAGCUUCAGUCACAUAAUAUAAUCACAUAUACAUACAUGUAUAUAAAUAUAUAUUGGUGUAGAGAGGUCAUAACUUCAUAAGUGGUUCUCAUUAUCUGGUUUUCUCAUCUUUUUUGGGUUGAAAAUGGCGAAGUUGUUAGCCUUUGUAGUGAUGUUUAGUCUCUGCUUUCUUCCACUCAUUCAUGGAGGAAGAAAGAUUCCAACAAGAACCCAAGAUGGGUUUGAGGAAUGGGGUUAUGUUGAAGUCAGACCCAAAGCCCACAUGUUCUGGUGGCUUUACAAGAGUCCUUAUAGAGUUGAAGAUCCCUCUAAGCCUUGGCCUAUUGUACUCUGGCUUCAAGGAGGACCUGGAGCUUCAGGAGUUGGAAUUGGGAAUUUUGAAGAGGUUGGACCAUUAGACACAGGCUUGAAGCCAAGGAAUUUAACUUGGUUACAAAAAGCAGAUCUCUUGUUUGUUGACAAUCCAGUUGGAACAGGAUACAGUUUUGUGGAGGACACAAAGUUGUUUGUAAAAAGUGAUUUAGAAGCAGCAGAUGAUCUGACCACAUUGUUGGAGAAGCUCUUUAAUGGAGAUGAGAAACUUCAAAAGAGUCCUCUUUUCAUUGUUGCUCAGUCUUAUGGAGGAAAAUUUGCUGUUACUCUUGCUUUAUCAGCUCUAAAAGCUAUUGAAGCUGGGAAAUUGAAACUUAAACUUGGAGGAGUUGCAUUAGGAGACACUUGGAUAUCUCCUGAAGAUUUUGUGUUUUCAUGGGGUCCUCUUCUCAAAGAUGUCUCAAGACUUGAUGACAAUGGAUUGAAGCAAUCACAAAGUUUGGCUGAGAAGAUUAGGCAACAAAUUCAGCAGGGUCAGUAUGAGGAAGCAACUGAUUCAUGGGGUGAACUUGAAGAGGUUAUAUACGCCAACAGCAAUGGAGUGGACUUUUAUAACUUCCUAUUGGAUUCAGAAAUGGACUCAGUCUCAUCAUCAACAACAGUACUUAAAUUGCCAAAAGAGAGUGUAACAAAGAGACACUCAAGAUAUCUUAGUGUAUUCAGAUCUACACCUACACCUGGUGGUGAUGAUGAUCUUGAUGAUUUGAUGAAUGGUGCCAUUAAAAAGAAGCUUAAGAUUAUCCCAGAAAAUGUAACGUGGGGAGGCCAAGCUAAAGGCGUGUUUUUUGCUAUGCAAGGAGAUUUUAUGAGACCAAGGAUUGAUGAGGUUGAUCAACUCCUUGCUAAAGGGGUCAAUGUGACUAUAUACAGUGGGCAACUUGAUCUCAUUUGUGCAACCAAGGGAACUGAAGCUUGGGUUAAGAAGCUCAAGUGGGAAGGACUCCAAACAUUUUUGAGCAAGGAUAGAACUCCUCUGUAUUGUGGGAAAGGAGGCCCAACCAAAGGGUUCACGUCUUCACACCAAAACUUCCACUUCUAUUGGAUUCUUGGAGCAGGACACGAUGUACCUGCUGAUCAACCAUGUGUAGCUUUAGACAUGUUAGGUCAUAUUACAAACUCUCCAAGGUAGAUGCCAUGGAUAAUGUAAUCAAAAUAAAUGGGAGAUUUCAUCAAAAAUAAAUAUAUUAACAAUUGGGACAUUUGAAAGAUAAGAAUUUAUUAUUAUUAUUAUUGUUGUUGUUGUUGUUGUUGUUGUUGUUUUUCCUCAUUGAUGAAAUAUAGUUGAAAGAAGGAAGCAAAUCAUUUUCUAUUUUCCACUA